Molecule: messenger RNA, 957 nt
Organism: Solenopsis invicta (red fire ant)
Lineage: Eukaryota; Metazoa; Arthropoda; Insecta; Hymenoptera; Formicidae
Exons: 3
Coding region: 479-895 (138 amino acids)
Source: RefSeq, a predicted model, not a curated record
CACGGCUGUAUUCAGGCAGUAGCCAUCGCAUAGCGAGUGUGAUUCAUAUUAUCGUUGAUUAUCGUUCUCGAUCCAGUGUCGGUGUCAGCACACUUACGUCUUUCUCGCGUAUUCAUUUCAGUUCCAAUUCGAUCGAGAGCCGCCGAUCUUCCACGAUUCCGCGAACACGAUCAGCAGCGUAAAUCUUCGCUCUAGUUCACGGCGCCAGGAGGCAACCAGAAGAACCGACGACGUAGAAAGCACACCAGAAGGCCGGCUCUAUCCUUAUCUCUUCCUCGCUCUCCCUUUCUCGCGCGGAGCGAGCCAUUUCGCAAGCUCUCGAAAGCCUCCGUUGCGAUCUGCUUGCAAGCGCGGACCCCUCACGUAUCGGGUUGCACCCGGACAGGAAGGGCGACCCGUCUCUCUCGAAUCUCGGCUCACACGAGCGGAGGAUUUUCACGCUAGAAAGCGGCCGUCCAGCAGGGCGAUACCAUCUUAUAUGACUUUACUUCGACAACGAGAAACAUCCAGGAUAUCAUCCAGAGGGAAAGGAUCGGAGUGUAGCAAAGGCGGCGGCGACAGUAGAACACUAUUAUCUGACUGGCGAUCAUCAAACGGCAACACCAUCACCACCCACGACCGUUUGUUUUCGUGCGACGAGUUAACGUCGACGUCACCAACCUGGUACCAUAGAUUGCCAGGCUUUCUUAAGGCGACCAGCGACGGACAGGCAGCGUGUAUGAUCAUUGAGGACUACCCCCCUACCCCGCCCGCCACCGCCAAACCGAGGCAACACCCGAGGCAUCAAGAUACCACCCAACGAUUCCUAAACCUUCACCUGGUCCUGCCCAAGCACAGGACCUCAAAAUUUUCCAGUAAUAGGCAUCGGAAGCUACAGCCAUUCAGAGAAACGUGACUGGCGUCAGCGGGUAGCGGCGCGGCACGCCUUACCGCUAAAAAGGACUACAAUCCUGAAAA